Molecule: messenger RNA, 249 nt
Organism: Peronospora matthiolae
Lineage: Eukaryota; Oomycota; Peronosporomycetes; Peronosporales; Peronosporaceae
Source: the annotation of a GenBank genome assembly
AUGACGAAGAAUCCGGUGAAUCAUGGCCGCGCCAAGCACAUCGACAUCAAGCACCAUCACAUCCGUGAUGAGGUCAAGCGCGGGGAAGUGCAGCUCGAGUAUUGCGAGACUUCCGUGAUGAUGGCGGACAUCAUGACCAAGCGGACUUUCGGGACCUCGUCACAAGGACUUGACGACGGCUCUCGGCAUUCGUGCGAGUUCGGAUUGAGGGGCGUGUUGACGGUCAUCGGUUUCUACCAGUAUUGGUAA